AUGGAAUCCGCAAAGCCUCAGUGGAAUUGGCCAUCUGACCUUCCAGAUGGUCCAGAACACUCUCAAGCUGCCGAAGCCGAAAUACCACAAUUCAGCCGGCAUGCGACCCAAAGCCGGGACGAGAAACACAACCAACACCAGGAGCAGCCCCAACCUGAGGCUCCCCCCAAGCAACGAUAUUAUGGCUCGCGAACGUGCCGCAUCUGCUUCGAAGUGGUCAACCCCACCUUUGAGGAGCCAACGGUCAUGAGUGGGUUCAUGAGCAGGCCUCCACGACCGAUCUACAAGUCCGAAGACCCUGAGUCCGGGCGCCUCAUCUCACCAUGCAAGUGCAAGGGAUCUCAGCGCUACGUCCACGAGGGUUGUUUACAGGCCUGGAGAUACGCCGACUCGACUGCCACACGAAAUUUCUUCGCAUGUCCUACUUGUGGCUACCAGUACAAACUCGAGCGACUGUCAUGGGCGAACCGCUUGCAGGGUGCCUUUGCACAAAUAUCACUGACCAUACUCAUCUUUGUUGUCUCGGUUUUCAUCCUCGGCUUUAUCGCUGAUCCGAUUCUGAAUAUUUGGUCUGAUCCUAUAGGCGCAAUUGCCGAUGUUGCUGCAAACGUGCUUGAAGACAUCGAAGCCAUCCAAGAACCCGCACCGGAGAUGCAUGAAGAGCCUGGAACAUGGCUAGAGCAUUUCUUCAAGGGAUUCUUAUCCCUCGGCCUACUCGGAUUCCUCAAGACCCUCCUCCUCAUGACACCAUGGCAAUGGUGGCAGCUUCGAUCUAGCGGUUUUCUUGGUUCGACUGGCCGUCGAGGCGGAACAGGACGUGCGCGUGUCGAGAACAUGAACAUGGCUCUUGUCUUUUUGGGUGCAGCGACCUUCAUGUGGGGUGUUUGGAAAGGUGUGAGAAAGUUCAGUGCCUCUGCUCUGCAACGCGCGAGCGACCGAGUAUUUGAUGUGGGUGGCGGCGAUGACGAAGAUGAAGAUGUCAAGGAAGACUAA
Molecule: messenger RNA, 993 nt
Organism: Colletotrichum spaethianum
Lineage: Eukaryota; Fungi; Ascomycota; Sordariomycetes; Glomerellales; Glomerellaceae
Product: E3 ubiquitin-protein ligase MARCH4
Exons: 1
Coding region: 1-993 (330 amino acids)
Molecular function (GO): zinc ion binding
Source: RefSeq, a predicted model, not a curated record